This is a messenger RNA of Brassica napus (rape), 1734 nucleotides long. RefSeq lists its product as uncharacterized. Gene Ontology annotation, biological process: telomere maintenance via telomerase; DNA replication; nucleotide-excision repair. The record is from RefSeq and is a predicted model, not a curated record. The transcript is spliced from 10 exons. Lineage: Eukaryota; Viridiplantae; Streptophyta; Magnoliopsida; Brassicales; Brassicaceae. Gene Ontology annotation, molecular function: single-stranded telomeric DNA binding; damaged DNA binding. The coding region runs from base 1 to 1734 and encodes 577 amino acids. Gene Ontology annotation, cellular component: DNA replication factor A complex; nucleus.
AUGAAUUCCAACAGAAAAUCCACCUCAGAGAAACCAAAAGGCGUUGAGACUGACUCCUCUCCCGGACCGAUCAAGCUCAUCGGAACACCCUAUGUCUCUCUCGACCACUCGAUCAGCAAUCCCCACUCGAAGCAAGCCAAAGGCGAAGCGUCGGUCACCUCCGGUUUGACCAAACUCAGCGGCAAGACCUCUGUCUCUUCUGGUAUCUUGAUCGGCGUACCUAAAUCGAGAAACCCCAAUGGUAUGAAGACUGGUGUCUCUUCAGGUGUUAGAGGCAAAGCCGUUGUCUCCUCUGGCGCCAAGGGAAAAGCCAUUGUCUCGACCGAAGUUGUGGCUUUCAAAGGUGUGAAAUACGGAGCUCCUGACGGCGAGCUGAGGUUUCGGUUGAUCCAUUUCUGGGAAGUCCGAAAUGUUGUGACAAAAGUGCUUCUAGGUCUCGAGAUGCUUCUCAUCGACCAAGAGGAGGCUGUCGUUCAGGGUUUCAUCCCAGCUGGGAGGAUAGACACUUAUUUGCCACACAUAAGAGCUGGUGGCAUUUACAGACUCAACAGUUUUUUUGGGUCUAACAACAAGACUUUGUAUCGUGUUACGGAUCCAAGUUUCACCAUCACAUUCUCAUCGACUUAUGUCCUCUCUGAUCUAGAGGACAGUUCGGCAUGUUUCCCUGAGGAUCGUUUCCGGUUCCAUGGAUAUGAGGAGUUCGAUGCUGCCUGCGACUUCAGAGGGGAUCUUUAUGAUUAUGUUGGCCAUAUCAAGCUUGUGAAUAGGCAGGUUCUCAGUGACACUCUCGUACUAGAUGAUGCCGAAAUAGCUUCUUCGCGCCGAGUUCUGCUUCAUGUUCAAACACAUGACGAUCCGGUGAUGAAGUUGUACCUAUGGGACAAGGCUGCCUCCAAUUUCAGUGAGAGAUUCAAAGCAUCUGGAGGAACUGCACGUGUUAUUUUAGUCACUACCUUGAACCCAAAGCGACUUGGAGGUGCUCUAGCUCUCUCCUCCAUGACGCCAUCACGUGUGUUUUUGGACACUGAUGUCCAAGCAACCCGAGAUUAUCUCACUUGGAUGAACACGGAUCUAGAUGUUGCUAACAGAGUUGACGCAGACAUUGUCACAAAGACUGAGACAGUGACCAUAGUUGCUUGGUUUGAAUGCAUAGCAACCAUUGGAGAUGUUGCGCACGGCUCAUCAUGGUAUUACAUAGGCUGUGGUGGGUGCCACACUAAGGCAACCAAAGGGCCUACCAGCCUUAUGUGUAAGAAAUGUGGAAAACCCGAAAUUGCUGGUGUUGCACAGUACUUGGCGAAGAUCUUCGUGUAUGAUAAUGAUGAUCAAGCGUCUUUUCUGCUCCUUGGUGGUGCUGGAUAUGAGUUAUCUGGAAAGAAAGCUUCUGAAUUGGUUGAGGAUUAUUUCGAGGCCAAUGAGGAUGUAGGGGAUGAUCACUUGGUUCCGGUACCUCAAGCUCUUAUCGAUACCAUAGGACAGACCCGCAAAUUCGUUGUGAAGGUGUCAAAUCACAAUUUGACUGGCCAGACCCAAGCUUUGACUGUGACAAAGGUGCUCACUCCAGAAGUUCCAGAAGUUGAAGCCAAUUUGGAAGGAAAUGUGGCUGUACCAGACGCACAGGAAACUUUGGACAAGGAAGUUGCUGGUGAUGGUCCUUCCACAUUCUUUGUGAGUGUGAAGAGGGUUGCUGGUCAGGCUGACGCAGAGGAUCCCAAGCGAGCAGGAAAUGGCUAG